UCAAGAGCCCUCCUUCGCUCUCAUUCAUACAACCAAUGGACAGAAGAGUAGGAACAGCUCAGCAAUAAACUGAACAUUCCACAGUGCAAAAGAGCGAACCAGCAAGCAGUUACGCGUCGCUGCUAGGAGCGCAACGGGUUUAGGGAAUCGUUACAGCAGUUAAGUCUUAUAAGGACUGAAAAAGAUCAGACUGAAAAUCAACAUAAUACAGCAUCUGUGGAUAAACAACUAAACACUGGAGCCGUAACUAAUACCCAUUACCGCAUCGUAUGUGUUUUUUUUUUUGUGGCGACCGGUCCACAACUUUCAGCCCGUCCAGAAAUCUGCGAUUUCCACUGGUGUGGCUCCAGUCUUGUCCUAAACGUCUUUGUCAUGGAAUGUUGAUUUUUGCUUCUUUGGAAUUUACUGCGAGAUACCAACUGGGAAUUAUAACGACAGCACAGGCGCCAUACGGAAGGCAUUUGCCAUUUCGAGUUCAUUUUAAUGCUUUGUAAAUUAUUAUUCUGUGUUUGGUCUGCCCUAUAUAAAACUGAACUCUUUUUCCUGGCAGUUCACUUGUACUUCUAUGCGCUCGCAUAUCUUUGUGAUUUACAAAACUUAAGGUCCAAAGUUUUCAAAUUCAGGACGCAAGGAUUGUUGAGAGAAUGAGGAGUCUCUGGGUGAAGCAUGAGGUGUCGGCGCAUUGUUUUUAGACUGGCGUGUCUAAUGCUUCUAUGGGAGUGUGUAACACUAAGUAUUCACUGCUGGGUUUUGGCCACCGCAGCGGGUUCCAGUGAUGUCGCUGGUCCCCUCGGCUGGCUCCUUUCAGAUAAAGGGCCUUUUCAUCACUCCGCGGAAUUUACGGAGUUCGUUGAGCGCUACCAACAGGGCUUUACCACCAAGUACAAGAUUUACAGAGAGUUUGGUCGCUGGAAGAUCAACAGCCUGGCGCUGGAGAGGCAGGACAGCAAUGGCCUCUCUUUCCCCCUUGACCCGGAGUUCAUGCAGAGCAUCAGACACCUGGGCCGCCGGCCGAACCUCCGCAAGAUCACAGAGAGCAUCAUCAAGAAAUAUGGCACCCACUUCCUGCUGUCCGCCACACUGGGAGGUGAGGAGUCCCUAACCAUCUUUGUGGAUAAGAGAAAGCUGAGCAGGAGAGCGGAGGGGGGUGCAGAAUGGAACAGCACGGCAGUCACACUGGAGACCCUCCACCAGUUAGCCGCUUCCUACUUCAUCGACAGAGAGAGCACGCUCCGCAAGCUGCAUCACCUCCAGAUCGCCUCCACUGCCAUCAAGGUGACCGAAACAAGGACAGGCCCGCUCGGAUGCAGUAACUAUGACAACCUCGACUCUGUCAGCUCUGUUCUAGUUCAGAGUCCUGAAAACAAGAUUCAAUUACAAGGACUACAGGUAAUUCUUCCAGACUACCUGAGGAGUCGUUUUGUGCAAGCAGCCCUCAGCUACAUCGGCUGUAACUCCGAGGGGGACUUUGUGUGCAGGAACAAUGACUGCUGGUGCCAGUGUGAUUCUGGGUUCCCUCAGUGUAACUGCCCAGAUGUGGACCUCCGUGCCAUGGAGAACAACCUUCUACACAUCAAAGAAGCCUGGAUGCUUGUCAACCAGGAGUUUGAGGAAUCAGAGGAGUUCCAGGUCUUUGUGGGCAGGCUGCCAACAUUCUAUGCUUUGAACACGUCUGCUGUGCAGUACUUCUGGAAGACGGACCCUGGGGUCCAGCGGAGAUACCGACAGCUUGAGACCAGCACCAGCUUGCUGGCUGCCAAAGCCCGCAGAAUUGUUAACAAGCUCUUCACCCUCAGCAAGAGGUGCAACACGCAACCCAAAAUAGUUGUACAGAAGGAGAGGUCUUUAAACUACUGGCUGAAUUACAUCUUGUCAAUACUGUACUGCAGUGAGAAUAAUCAUAUUGGAGUCUAUACAGAGGAGACACGGAGCUGUUUCUGCCCUUAUGAGCACCUCAGCUGCCAGGGGGCCAUUCCAUGCACAGUUGGGGACGGACACCACUGCGCCUCCUGCUCCCCAGAGAACCGUUCGCGGUGCGCUGACUGCAACCCUGGCUACAUGCUAAGCCAGGGCAUCUGCCGCCAUGCAGUCCCUGACUCCACCGACCACUACAUUGGCUUCGAGACGGACCUGCAGGAUCUGGAGAUGCGAUACCUACUCCAGAACCGCGACAGCCGAAUUGUGGUGCACGCCAUCUUCAUCAGCAAUGACAUGCGGCUUAACACCUGGUUCGACCCCUCCUGGAGGAAGAGGAUGCUUCUCACACUGAAGAGCAACAAGUACAAGUCCAACCACGUCCACAUGUUGCUGGGGAUGUCCCUGCAGAUUUGUCUUACCAAGAACAGCACUUUGGAGCCUGUACUAUCUGUCUACAUCAACCCCUUCGGUGGCAGCCACUCGGAAAGCUGGGUCAUGCCCAUCAGUCAGAACAGUUACCCCGAUUGGGAGAGGACUAAGCUGGACAUUCCCUUGGACUGUUACAAUUGGACACUGACUCUAGGUAACAAAUGGAAGAGCUUUUUUGAAACGGUCCACUUCUACUUGCGGAGCCGGAUCAAGACUACCUCGGCAAAUGGCAAUGGCACCAUCUACUUGGAGCCGCUGGAGUUGGCCGAGCCUGCCCAGAACCUGGGCUACAUGAAGAUCAACAGUAUGCAGUUGUUUGGCUACAGCAUGCACUUCGACCCGGAAGCAAUCCAGGACUUGAUUCUGCAGCUGGACUACCCAUAUACUCAGGGAUCACAGGACUCGGCCCUGCUGCAACUGGUGGAGAUCCGGGACCGCGUAAAUCGUCUGUCCCCGCCCGGACCCCAGCCCCUUGACUUCUUCUCCUGCCUGCUUCGACACCGGCUCAAGCUGUCCGCCACCGAGGUGGUGCGCAUACUAGCCGCCUUGCAGGCUUUCAGUGCCAAACAACCAAACUCUGUAGAGUAUGAAACAACCAAACUCUGUAGUUAAUCUGUGGGCAUGGACGACCGAAACAAGAAUGACUCAUUUUGACAAAAAAUGAUCCGUUUUCUGUGAUAUUAAGGUCAUAAAAUGGUCAUUGAAGAUUGUAUAAAUGUAAAAAAAAAAUCUAUAAUUUAUCUUUUUUUUCUGGAGGAAAAAAGUCGGUAGUAUUGAAAGAAAGCACGAGGAUGAGUUGAGCUGAAUAGGAACUGCUCAUUACACACUAAAGUACUGUCCUCACAGGCUGGUCGGUGAAAUGCUUAGUAAGGGCAAUCAAGGUCUUUCCUUGGAGUUUCUCUUCUUUUAGAAAAACCUCUUGGUGCUUUUUAAGUGAUUACACAUUUAACAAGCCUGACUAUACUUUAGAGAUUUGUGAGAGCCUGUGCCAUAGGUGUGUUCCCUCUGUGUUUCAGUGGAAAGGUUUCAGUAGAUUUUGUGGACUAUUAAUGUACUAAUCUCAUAUUAAUUUCAAGAGUGUUGAAGUACCAAAGAGGGCCCACUGGUUUUGCAUCCCCAAGACACUAAGAAGGGUGGGAUCGUUAGAAAUUGGAAUUCAUCAUUUAUGGGCAUGAGACGUUCCACAAGGCUGGAUGUCAUCUGGAGGUUCACCACCAUCCCAUUCUAUUUCAGUGGCUUGUGUAAUCCACACAUGUAACAUGAAAUAAUUGGUCUAGAUGGAGAUUUUGGAAUGCAGUAUUUCUGAAAGAUUACCCUUUUGUUACAGCCUCACUCGGUAGCAUGCUGCUUCUUGUCUCCCCAUCUUGUAAGUACAACAGGUUCUGCUGUAGUUUUGCUAGUUGUGGGUAAACAAAAACCAUACAUGUCUCUGGGGGUAAUUCUACCCCCUACUGUUUAUGUUUUUACUAAAUGGAUUUUCGUAUUUACAAAUAUCUAUAUUACCAGUACUUGUUUUUUUAUGUUUUUUUUUUUUUUUUGGUUGUUGUUUGUUAUUGUUAUUUUUUUACAAAUAUUUGUAAACAGAUAAUUUAAAGAGUAAUUGUGCUGUAAAAAGGGAAAAUCUUGUAGUUUUCGGCAGAUAAUGUUUAUGUAUGUUAUAUAUUUACUGUAGCCCUUUUAAUACAGAUUAUUUGUGUAAAGUAAAGAAAGUUAUCCAUACUAAAUUAAAUUACAUAAUAAAAUGUAAUACAUGAUAGAAAAGUCGUAAAAUAUUGGAAAAUCACAGUCAUCGUAUUUAAAUUGUCCAGGUACUUGGUCUCUAUGUUUACCACUGAGAGCAUUGAAAUAUUUUAACCAUUUCCAGGUCUUAUUUUUAUAUUGUUUUUCUUUCGUUUAAAAAUAUAUAGCUUUUGUGGUACAUCAAAGGAUUGUGCAAAACAUGCAACGACUUUUAAAAAUGGCAACAUGCUGCAACAGAAAAAGUUUUUUUUUGUUUGUUUACUAAUUUACAAGCACUAGCACUGUAAAUAUAUAUUGUAGUUAAUUUAGACUGAUCUAUUAUAGUCUAUAUUAUGUUAUAACAUUGUGUCACUAUUCAUUUUGUUACAAAAUGAAAUGUAUGAAAAAGAAGGCCCAACCAAAUGCAAAAUGUGUCCUUGGGGGGAAUAGUUAUCAUGAAUAUAUUCAGUUCCUAUGUGUAAAAGGAGCAGUGUGCCUGAAAACAUUAAAUAUAGACAAAAAAAUAAACUUUCGCAAACUUAGAUAAAAUCAUA
Anguilla anguilla (European eel) is the source of this 4619-nucleotide messenger RNA. RefSeq names its product BMP/retinoic acid-inducible neural-specific protein 3-like. Bases 667 to 2958 code for a protein of 763 amino acids. The transcript is spliced from 8 exons. NCBI's taxonomy places the organism in Eukaryota, Metazoa, Chordata, Actinopteri, Anguilliformes, Anguillidae. The record is from RefSeq and is a predicted model, not a curated record. Gene Ontology annotation, biological process: positive regulation of neuron differentiation; negative regulation of mitotic cell cycle.